Australozyma saopauloensis is the source of this 903-nucleotide messenger RNA. RefSeq names its product Abg1p (gene ABG1). The coding region runs from base 1 to 903 and encodes 300 amino acids. NCBI's taxonomy places the organism in Eukaryota, Fungi, Ascomycota, Pichiomycetes, Serinales, Metschnikowiaceae. The record is from RefSeq and is a predicted model, not a curated record. Gene Ontology annotation, biological process: fungal-type cell wall biogenesis; (1->6)-beta-D-glucan biosynthetic process. Gene Ontology annotation, cellular component: endoplasmic reticulum membrane. The transcript has a single exon.
AUGCAAUACUGGGCCCUUUUAGCAUCGUUGGCGGUUUCUGUGCAUGCGUUCGCAGACACAGCGCCGCUUUUCGCAUCGUCAGCGCUUUCUCAGGAGCCUUUCAAGUACAUCACCCUGUCGCACAACGUGAGCCAGAAAAUCAAGGACUUCACCUCCCAAUUGUGUGCCGGUGAUGAGAAAUUGGUUAUUUAUCGGGUUGGAGAGCUUGAUUUCGAGUCGCUGCUGGGUGUCAGCCAUCAGGACUGGCAGGUGAUCUCCCAUGUGCACUAUAAGUCUGGGUCUGACUUGGACUUGGAGGUCGAUGAAAGCUGCUCUGUGGAGUACAGAUUUGGAUCAGUUGGUGAUGCGUCAGAGUCGCCAGCCAGUGUCAUUUAUGUUGAUUUGGAUGAUGGUGUAUCCCACAAGUUUGAAGAGUUGUUGACUCAUAAACACGUCAUUGUGCAACUGAAGCCUAAGUUUGCCAUUAGCCACUCUCAUGGUGACUCCAUCAAGGAGUUCUUGGGUGAGACUAAGGAUUUCUUGGAUGAGGCUUUGCAUUUGAACCUCAACAACAUUGACAAGAGGUCAUACGAGUCUGAUGACGAGGAUCUCGAGAAUGACAAUGAGUACGAGGACUUGGAAGAUGAAUACAGAGCUGCUGAGGCUCUUCUUGUAGCAAACGAGGACGAAGUUGAGGGUGACGCCGAGACUACCACUAGCAAACCCAGCAAAGACACAAAGAGAAAGACUAACUCUAAUUUGUUUACCGAGUACCAGUUUUUUACACCUGGAGUGUGGCUGGCCAUUAUUGUCUCGCUUUUCUUGGUUUAUGUUGCCACUACUGCCGUUAGUUGGAUCACUUCGAUCGAAUUGUCGUACAAGAGUUUCGAGAAGCAGAUUGACUACGAGAAGAAGAAUGAGUAG